Molecule: messenger RNA, 930 nt
Organism: Mangifera indica (mango)
Lineage: Eukaryota; Viridiplantae; Streptophyta; Magnoliopsida; Sapindales; Anacardiaceae
Product: pterin-4-alpha-carbinolamine dehydratase 2, mitochondrial-like
Exons: 7
Coding region: 135-692 (185 amino acids)
Biological process (GO): tetrahydrobiopterin biosynthetic process
Cellular component (GO): mitochondrion
Molecular function (GO): 4-alpha-hydroxytetrahydrobiopterin dehydratase activity
Source: RefSeq, a predicted model, not a curated record
ACCUCAGUUGCGUAAAAUAUCAAUUAAAAAUAGUACUCUGAACACAGGAGCCAGAAAGCAAUCGAGAAGCAGCCACGUCUUCGUGUGGUUCUGUAACGCCUACAUCGCCGCUCUUUUAGCUCUACAUUCAUCCCAUGGCUCGGUUGCUUCAACCCCACCUCCUUUCUCUCUCUAAAACUCAGGGGCCAUUCGAUUCAAUAUUUCGAACCCUCUUUUGGCCUCAUGGACGCAAUUCUCGAGUAACUGAGAUAGUACGAGGUCGUGUGGGAUUGUUACCGAAUGAAAACAAACUAUAUGGAUUUAGAACCUUUUGCACUAGUGAAGAUUUGACGACUAAAAAGUGUGUACCAUGCAACGCAAAAGAAAUGCGCCCCAUGGCCGAAGAAAGUGCACAUCAUCUAAUUCCUAAGGUAGAAGGUUGGAAUUUGGUGAAAGAAGAUGGUAUUUUAAAGCUAAAUCGGUCAUGGAAAGUGAAGAGCUUUACCAAAGGAAUGGACUUCUUUAAGUUUGUAGCCAAUGUUGCUGAAGCAGAAGGUCAUCAUCCAGAUCUUCAUCUCGUUGGAUGGAAUAAUGUCAAAAUUGAGAUAUGGACUCAUGCAGUUGGUGGACUGACAGAAAAUGACUUCAUACUUGCUGCUAAGAUCAACAAACUUGACCUGCACCAUCUGCUGAGGAAAAAGGUUUCAGCUUGAGUAGUUGAUAUGAGUUGCGCUAGCUUUCUCGACUUCUACGAAUAAAACCCCAUGUCAAAUAAUUUUUGUUCCAUCUUCAUACUUUGUUAACUAAGUACCAGUCGCAAGUAUCUUGUGUUUUCCCUUUCCAAUAAUGGAUCUCCCUGAGUAACAUGAUAAUUGUUGUAAAAGCUUUUCUCCUUUAGGCUUCAGGAUCUUGAUUGCUUUUCUCAUUAAGAUUUCUGCCUCUUUCUCUUAA